Leptomonas pyrrhocoris is the source of this 1224-nucleotide messenger RNA. RefSeq names its product putative mitochondrial NAD(p)-dependent steroid dehydrogenase-like protein. Gene Ontology annotation, molecular function: 3-beta-hydroxy-Delta5-steroid dehydrogenase (NAD+) activity. Gene Ontology annotation, biological process: steroid biosynthetic process. The transcript has a single exon. NCBI's taxonomy places the organism in Eukaryota, Euglenozoa, Kinetoplastea, Trypanosomatida, Trypanosomatidae. The record is from RefSeq and is a predicted model, not a curated record. Bases 1 to 1224 code for a protein of 407 amino acids.
AUGCCACCCAAGCAGCUCAAUCCUCUGCUCUCACCCGAGCAAAAGAAGGCUGCAAGCCGGAGCUACCUGCCGGUGCCAAAGAAGUGCGUCGUCACUGGUGGUACCGGAUUCGUGGGAACGCGCUUGGUGGAAAUGCUGGUGGAACGCGGUGCCGAGAAGGUGGUUUGCUUUGACAUUGUUCCCAAAGAGAAGGCCAUCGGUGUCUGGGAUCAUCCGGCCAUUGAGUACAUGGUCGGCGAUAUUGCCUCGUACGAAGACGUCUCCAGGGCCAUUAAGGGAAGUGACUGCGUGUGGCAUCUUGCUGCUGCUGUGGGUCCGUUUCAUCCUCAUGACCUGUAUCGCCGAGUAAACCACGGAGGUACAGUGAACGUUAUUCGCGCAUGCAAGGAGCACGGGGUGAAGAAGAUGAUUUUCAGCUCGUCGCCAUCGACCCGCUUCAAGGGAAGCCUUUUUCACAGUCCGAACGUGGAUGGCCUCACCGAGGAUGAGAUGCCGAAGCUCCCGUUAGAGCACUACAUGCAGAUGUACGCCCAAACGAAGGCCGAGGGCGAAAUGGCGAUGCGCGAGGCUGUGGACGAGAACUUCUGGUCCAUAGCGGUUGCCCCUCAUCAGGUGUACGGGCCGCGUGAUAACCUAUUCUUGCCUAACAUGCUGGAGGCUGCGGGCACCGGCAAGCUGCGUGUUUUUGGCAAAGGUGACAACCGCAUUUGUUUCACACACGUGGACAACUACUGCCACGGUCUCAUCAUCGCCGAGAAGCAGUUGUCCAAGGAUUCACCAUACCUGGGUCGGUUUUACAUUGUCACGGACGGCGAUACACACCCAGAACCUGCUGCGUACUGCGUAUUCUGGAAGGAGCUGGAUAAAGCCGUUGUGGCGAUGGGGUUCGGUUCUAUUAUGAACAGAGUGCAUUAUCCAUUCUGGUUUCUGUACAUGGCAGCACUCGUCGCAGAGUUGGCGGGCUUCAUCAUGAAGACAACAUUCAAGCUGAAUGUUUUCAAUGUUUUCGUGCUGACCAUGAACCGUUGGUUCCGUAUUGACGCGGCAGAGCAUGAUCUAGAGUUCCAGCCCAUUAUUCCUUUUGUGGAAGGCUGGGCGGACACAAUUGACUGGUUCAAGAAGAAUUGGCUCCCCAAGUUCAACAAUCAGGACCACUCUUCGAUGGCAGGUAUUUCGUCUGGAUCUCAGCAGAAGAUCAAUAUCCAGGCUCACAAGGACAAGUAA